Messenger RNA from Quercus robur (English oak), 1826 nucleotides. RefSeq lists its product as uncharacterized. Gene Ontology annotation, cellular component: nucleus. Gene Ontology annotation, molecular function: ubiquitin protein ligase activity. The transcript has 6 exons. The record is from RefSeq and is a predicted model, not a curated record. Gene Ontology annotation, biological process: protein ubiquitination; interstrand cross-link repair. Bases 1304 to 1684 code for a protein of 126 amino acids. Lineage: Eukaryota; Viridiplantae; Streptophyta; Magnoliopsida; Fagales; Fagaceae.
UGUUCAUGUUGCUUGGGUUCAUCCCCAAAACAUGAAUCAUAUUCUUAGAUCAAUAAGUUAAACUUUAUCACAAACCCAGAAAAAAUUCACACUAUCAGAAUAAAAACUUCAACCCAAAACUUCCUUAUCAAAAGCCAAUUCCCCCAAUCCUUCUAAAACGUUCUCCAAGCUUCCCCUCUCUUCCAAAACUCAAAGCUUCCUAUCUCUCUUCCAAAACACGGAGAUCUCUCUCUUUCAAACCAUGUUCAUGGCCGAAAGUUUCGAGCCCUACCUCCUUGCACAUUGCCACCGCCACCACGACAAAUGGUUGUGGUGCUUUUUUUUUUUUUUUUUUUUUUCUUUCUCUAACUGACCCAUUCUCUUUAUCUAUUGAUUUUGCUCAAACCCAAACCCAAGUGCCUCAAGCUCCUCGCUCAUAUCGGUUCUUUGCUCUCUCUCUCGACGGUGGAUCAAUUUUCAUUUUCCCCUCUUUCUCGGCAGUCGGCUCUCGAUCUCUCUCUUAGCUCUUUUUCAGUUUUCUAUCUUUCUCUCUUUUUCCUAUAUGGGUUUGAUUUGGGUUAAAGAGAGAGAAUGAAGGCAUAUCGGUAGUAAGGUAAUGGAGGGGCUUAGAUCGACGGUGGAGACUAGCGAUGGAGGUGGAGAAAGACAGACUCAGCUCGGUGGAGGUGGAGAUCAAUGGUGUUGGUUGGGUUUUAUGGGUCUGGGUGGCGGUGGUCAGCUGGGCUCAGAGGUGGUGGGUAGAUCUGGAUUUUUUGGCCAUUGGUGGGGUUUGAAGGUGGUGAAUCAGUGGUGUGUUUGGUUGAGUUUUGAUGUUUGGUGUUUGGUUGGUUGGGUUCGAUAGAGAUGUUUUAGUAUUUUGGUUGAGAUGUUGUGUGUUUGGUAUUUUUGUGAUUGUUGGGUUUUGGUCUCAUUUGAAGAUUGCUACGUGUUUUGCAUGUUUGGUUGCUAAAAAAAUGCAUGAAGAGAAACAAUGGGUGAAUCUUUUAAAUCUGGACACACACGAAGAAACUCUAAUGUCAUACCACGACGAAGAGUGCGCUCGCUAUCUCCAAAACGUUGAUCAACUUGCCCCGAUAAGCGGCCAAUCCGGUUCCGAAAUCGAAGAAGAAGAAGAGCAUUGCAAGCGGAGGAGAAGCUUGAACGUCGAACGUAGUGGGAAGCGUCGAAGGCUCGCGAGAUAAUGAGUGGAAUCGGAGUGAAAUCGACGGUCUCUUUUUUUCCUAUUUAUUUGCAUGGAAGCUUGGACCAACGAGGGUGACCGUUAUAUCUGAGGACAACUUAUUUGAAGCAUACAUUAGGAGAUAUGCAGAGCAGAGAAUCAGGAUUAGCAAAUGUUGGUGGGCACUGUCAAGGAAGACCUGUAUUUGGAUACAGCUUUGGCUCAACUUUUUGUGGACUAGGAUCUCCAUACAGUUUCAUAUUACAGGCUGCUGGUUGGUCGUGUACAUGGGAUUUCAGAAGCUUGCAUUACAUAAAUGCUGGACUUCAGAAUGGCUCACUUUUGGUGUUUGAUAUGCGCCAAACUGUUGGGCCAGUUAAUUCCCUGAAUGGUCUGACACGCAACCCAGUGCAUAUGGCAGACUCAAUUUUACAUAGUUCAACUCUUACUUCCAGUGUUAGUUCUGUACUAUCUGCUUCAUCGAUUUGUCUGUAUCAGUGGAACUUUGAUGGUGCUGAAGAAUAGUAGGCCUGUCUCAAUGUUAGUUCUGUACAAAUCUGCUUUAUCUUUAAGCCAUUUGGAUAAAUUCUUGAAUCCUUGAUAUCCUUUUAUUAUUCAUUUCGAUUUGCACCUUGGUUUAGAUCAAAAUGGGUUACUUAUUGAUGCA